AUGGCCGCCGCGACGCCCGCGUGGCUGCCGCUCGAGAGCAACCCGGACGUGCUCAACCCGUUCCUGCGCAAGCUCGGCUGCCCGACGGACUGGAGCUUCUGCGACGUCUUCGGCAUGGACCCCGAGCUCCUGAUGAUGGUGCCGCGGCCCUGCGUGGCGCUGUGCCUGCUCUUCCCCUGCGACAAGAUCAGCACGCCGCGGCGCGCGGAGCUCCGCGCCAAGCGCGGCGCGCCGCUGGACUCGGAGGCGGGCCUCUUCUUCACGCAGCAGCUCGACGGCUGCGGCAACGCGUGCGGCACCAUCGCGUGCAUGCACGCGCUCGGCAACGCGGCCGCGGCGGGCGCGUUCGCGCUCGACGACGGGUCGCUCCUGGGCCGCUUCGUCGCCGAGACGGCGGGCUCGAGCGCGCCGGACCGCGGCGCGGCGCUCGUCGCGGCGUCCUACAUGCACGAGGCGUCGAACGCGACGGCGUGCGCGGGCGCGACCGAGGGCGCGGGCACGGAGGACCACGGCAACCGCCACUUCAUCUGCUUCGUCGAGCACGGCGGCCGCCUCUUCGAGCUCGACGGCCGCACGCUCGACGGCGCCGGACGCGCGUUCCCCGUGGACCACGGGCCGACGACGCCGGAGUCGCUCGUCGAGGACGCGGCGAAGGUCAUCCGCGACGACUUCAUGGCCCGCGACCCCGAGAGCCUCGACUUCAACGUCGUCGCGCUCUGCAAGGGCGACUAG
This is a messenger RNA of Aureococcus anophagefferens, 732 nucleotides long. RefSeq lists its product as hypothetical. Gene Ontology annotation, molecular function: cysteine-type deubiquitinase activity. NCBI's taxonomy places the organism in Eukaryota, Pelagophyceae, Pelagomonadales, Pelagomonadaceae. Bases 1 to 732 code for a protein of 243 amino acids. Gene Ontology annotation, cellular component: cytoplasm. The record is from RefSeq and is a predicted model, not a curated record. The transcript has a single exon. Gene Ontology annotation, biological process: ubiquitin-dependent protein catabolic process; protein deubiquitination.